Molecule: messenger RNA, 261 nt
Organism: Adineta steineri
Lineage: Eukaryota; Metazoa; Rotifera; Eurotatoria; Adinetida; Adinetidae
Source: the annotation of a GenBank genome assembly
AUGACUUUGCAACAUGGUUUGCAGCAGCACACAGUUUUAGUGACACAACAUUUUGGACCGCAGCAGCAUGAACAACAGCAUGGAUCACAACAGCAAGGAUCACAGCAAGAGCAACAGCAUGGAUCACAGCAUGAACCACAGCACGAACCGCAGCCACAACCACAGCCGCAACCACAUCCACAACCGCAACCGCAUCCACAACCACAACCACAGCCUGGCAUAUUAAUAGUAAUAAUGAAGUGUAGAAUAAAAGUAGAGUAA